This is a messenger RNA of Tricharina praecox, 702 nucleotides long. RefSeq lists its product as uncharacterized. The transcript has 2 exons. NCBI's taxonomy places the organism in Eukaryota, Fungi, Ascomycota, Pezizomycetes, Pezizales, Pyronemataceae. The coding region runs from base 1 to 702 and encodes 233 amino acids. The record is from RefSeq and is a predicted model, not a curated record.
AUGCCUGAUUUGCACUCCCUCCCCGCCGGCUCCCGCCCCGAUAAUGCGAUCCGCAACAACGGACCCGACGACUUAGCGCUGGAGCGGUAUAAGAUCCGCGAGCUGGCCGAGGGCUGGCCGUGCUACCGCGACGCCUGCGAAUGGGAGAACUUCAAGUCAAUCUUCCACUACCCAGACGCAUUCGUGUACACGACGUGGACCGGGCGGACACCUAUCGCGGACUUCAUCGCGGCGUCGCAGGGCGGGAUGGACCGUGGCGCAUUCAUCAUGCACCGGAUCCACGGGACGACGACGGACAUCCAGGGCUCUCGGGCCGUGACGAAGAUGAAGGCGACGAUUACGCAGCGGUUCACGCUGGACGGCUGCGAGGUCGACGCUGAGAGCGACUGCAGGUUUUGCUUCCUGUUCGAGAAGCGCGAGGGCCGCUGGGGCGCCGUCUUCGUUCGCCACUGGUACGAGAAGGAUAAGCUCAUCCCGGUCGACCCGAGGAAGAUCCCAAAGCUCGACGAUGAGAAGCUUAAGGGCUUCCCGAAGGGAUAUAGGUACCUGGCCUACUGUCAGGAGGCUACAAUGGGGAAUAUCAAGGUCAAGCUGGAUAUGCCUGGCCACCGGAACGAGGCGGAUUCGGUCACCGGGAAGGCUCACGACAAGCUGUACUGGCAGGCGAAACAGUGGCUGGAGGGCGAGGAGGUUGAUAUUUAG